Messenger RNA from Torulaspora delbrueckii, 1506 nucleotides. RefSeq names its product epsin (gene ENT1). Lineage: Eukaryota; Fungi; Ascomycota; Saccharomycetes; Saccharomycetales; Saccharomycetaceae. Gene Ontology annotation, molecular function: phospholipid binding; clathrin binding. Gene Ontology annotation, cellular component: clathrin vesicle coat; plasma membrane; endosome. Gene Ontology annotation, biological process: endocytosis; actin filament organization. The record is from RefSeq and is a predicted model, not a curated record. The transcript has a single exon. Bases 1 to 1506 code for a protein of 501 amino acids.
AUGUCGAAACAGUUUGUGCGGUCUGCGAAGAAUGUGGUAAAAGGAUAUUCUUCGGCUCAGGUGCUGGUUCGUAACGCUACUGCGAACGAAUCCGAAGGUCCCAGUGUGGAUGAGCUGGAUGAGUUAGCUGAAAAAACUUACGAUAGCGUAGAAUUCUUCGAAAUUAUGGAUAUGAUUGAUAAGAGGUUGAACGAUAAGGGAAAAUACUGGAGACAUAUUGCCAAGUCACUGACUGUAUUAGACUAUUUGGUGCGGUUUGGGAGUGAAAACUGUGUUCUAUGGUGUCGUGAGAAUUUGUAUGUUAUUAAAACACUCAUGGAAUUUAGGAACGAUGACGAUGGAGGUGUGGAUCAGGGUCAGAUCAUCAGGGUGAAGGCUAAAGAGUUGACUAACCUGUUGAGCGAUGACGAGAGAUUGAGAGAGGAGAGAGAGAUGAAUAGAAAGGGAAGGAAAAAUGGGACAAGAAGAAGGAGAAGAACUACUGGUGAACAGGAUGGGUUUGAUGAUGACCUCCAAAGAGCUUUGGAUGAGAGUAGACUGACUGCAGAGGAGGAUGAAAGGCGUAGAAAGAUGCUGGGCAGUGAAGAUGACGAUUUGCAAGCUGCCUUGCAGUUGAGUAAAGAAGAGGAAGAGUUGAAGAGAUUGCAGGAGAUGCAGAAAUUGCAACAACAACAAACACAACAGCAACCAUCACAGUACUACGAUAUUUUUGGGAAUCCAAUCUCCCCAGAGGAAUACUUCCAGUAUCAACAACAACAGGAUCUAUUGGCCCAGCAACAAAGAGAGCAGGAGCUUUUGGCACAACAACAGGAACAACAAAGGUUGGCAGAGCAACAGUACUGGGCAAUGCAGCAGGAGGCUUUGGCUCAACAGCAGGCAUUAGCUGAGCAGCAAGCUUUGGCUCAACAACAGGCGGCACUACAACAAAACCAGUGGUAUCAGCAACAACAAGCUAGCGGGUAUUAUCAGCAACCCAUGGCCACAGGCUCUAACAACCCAUUUGCGCUAAACAAUCUGCAAUUACAACAGGCCCGUCCUGCUCAAAGCAGCCCUGUUCCCAAUUUCACUUCAACACAAGCGCAAUCUCCUCCUAAGCCUCAACCUCAGGCUCAACCACAGAAGCAGGCCCCUCUACCUCAACAACCACAACAGGCACUGAAACCAGUAAGAACAGGAGACUUAGCGAUGACCGAGAAAUAUGGAGAAUUAAACAAAUUGCUUGCUACAGGCACGGGUAUUGAUACUUUUGGUAACACAGGUGAUGCCCGUAUCCCAGCUCAACAUACGAAGACUGGAACUUUUAUUAAUUCUCAAGGUACUGGUUAUAGACAAGUGACAGGCGAACCAAAAAAGAAUCCUUUUUUGCAAAGCCAAUACACUGGUAUACCUAGUUCUAACAUAGUCCCAGCUCACACUGGUUAUGGAUUCGGAAACCAACCAUCACAACAAAAUCAAGCACAACAGCACCAAACGGCCGAUCAAGGAGUCAGUUUGAUUGACUUGUGA